This is a messenger RNA of Grammomys surdaster, 2381 nucleotides long. It is a transcript of the gene Tsnax, whose product is annotated as translin associated factor X. The record is from RefSeq and is a predicted model, not a curated record. NCBI's taxonomy places the organism in Eukaryota, Metazoa, Chordata, Mammalia, Rodentia, Muridae. Gene Ontology annotation, molecular function: RNA endonuclease activity; sequence-specific DNA binding; RNA binding. Gene Ontology annotation, cellular component: nucleus; cytoplasm. The transcript has 6 exons. The coding region runs from base 154 to 1026 and encodes 290 amino acids.
UCCGCUUCCGGCGGCGGUCUACUGCGACCAGGGUGGUCUGCGCUGUCACCUAAGGUCUCUGUCUGCGUUCCGCAGCGUCCAGCGACGGCUUUUCUCUGAGCUGGCCCGGCGGCUUCGGUCCCUGCGGGUGCAAGCCGAGGAGGCCCCGCGGUCAUGAGCGGCAAAGAAGGACCAGGAGGGUUCAGGAAGAGGAAGCAUGAUAACUUCCCACAUAACCAAAGGAGAGAAGGGAAGGAUGCCAGUUUGUCUUCGCCGGUGAUGCUGGCCUUUAAAACAUUUCAGCAGGAGCUGGACGCAAGGCACGACAAAUACGAGAGACUCGUGAAACUAAGCCGGGAUAUUACUGUUGAAAGUAAGAGGACAAUUUUUCUUCUCCAUAGGAUCACAAGUGCUCCUGAUAUGGAGGAGAUACUGACUGAAUCAGAAAGUAAGCUGGAUGGUGUCAGACAGAAAAUACUACAGGUGGCCCAGGAGCUCUCGGGAGAGGACAUGCAUCAGUUCCAUCGAGCUGUUACCACAGGACUGCAGGAAUAUGUGGAGGCUGUCUCUUUUCAACACUUCAUCAAGACUCGUUCACUGAUCAGUAUGGAAGAGAUUAACAAGCAGUUGACAUUUACAACAGAAGACAGUGGGAAAGAGAGCAAGACUCCUCCCUCUGACGGACAAGAGAAGCAGCUAGUUACAUGGAGACUGAAGAUCACGCCUGUUGACUACCUGCUGGGCGUGGCCGACUUAACCGGGGAGCUGAUGCGGAUGUGCAUCAACAGUGUGGGCAACGGGGACAUUGACACCCCCUUUGAAGUGAGCCAGUUUUUACGCCAGGUUUACGAUGGCUUCUCAUUCAUUGGCAACACUGGGCCCUAUGAGGUCUCUAAGAAGCUGUACACCUUGAAACAGAGCCUGGCCAAAGUGGAGAACGCUUGCUAUGCCCUUAAAGUCCGGGGCUCCGAGAUCCCUAAGCACAUGUUGGCAGACGUGUUCUCAGUGAAAACAGAGAUGAUGGAUCAGGAAGACAGUGGUUCCUAGGAAACCCCACUCUACAAAGAUGAUUGGUCAGGAGGAGAGCGGUUCCUAGGCAGCCCUGCUCUGCUCUCUAAGGGAGAGCGGUUGGUGAGACUGUCCUGAGUGUGCAUUUGACUUUAUUGUGGCUUCUGUAGACGUUUCCAGUUGUACUAGUUUGAAGUUGUAUACAGCUGUAUAUAAGUUUGUCCAUGGGACAUUUCUUACACUCAUUCUUCCACGCAUUUGCAUACGGUGUUUGUAUCUGUGCUUGCUCUGUUGUUGUGUGAACAUGCUUCCAAUUGCACUUUCUGCCACACCUACUUUAGUUCACUUUGAACUUGGAAUGACAUUUUGGGUGGAAGGAAGUCUCUUAAGUGGGUGACUUUGUAUAUGGAGAAAAAAGUGUAGUGAAGCUUCUGAAGUGAGCUUCCUGUCAAGUUCCUCAGCAGUAUCACGGCAAGCCUUUAAAGUGGGCUUAGUAUGUGAAACAACAAUUUAAAUAUGUAAGCUAUUUAAAUAUCAAGUUCUCAUGUAAGUUAUCAAGUUUUGGUGGUAUUAUAAUGAGAAUUCACUUAAAAUUUUGGUCAAGUAUAGGUCAUUUUGAAUUCAUAUGAAGCAGCUUUCCUAAAGAAUUGAUGGGUACCCAGAUGUUCUUUUCCUUUUCCACAGAUGUGGGAAGGAGCUGAUGAUGAGUCUUCACCAGUGAUGCUGAGUAACUAACUCCACACUUGUGUGCAGGUUAUGAGCAGCCAGGCCCUUCGUCAUGUGAUAGGUGUGCUAUGCUUUCCUACUCCAUCCAUCCUGGUCCCACAGAGGAGCAGCCAGAGCGCUUGGAGUGCUGACAACCCAAACCUUUGCACUUGUCCCUUGGUGUUAGCUAGUGAUGUUGCCAAAGAAGAAGAAUUGUGUAUAAUUCAGCAAUAAGACAGUUGCCAACACAAGAGGGAGUGUGAGCUCACCUCCUCAGUCAGAGUCAUCUGUGGUGAGAGCCUGGCUUGAGCGUGGCCUGCAGCUGACACCGCCACAUGCUUUCAACUAGUUUCGUGACUUUUCACAACUUAGAUACUGGGUUUUAUUUUUGGAAAGACUAUCUAUUUGUAGGGCUGGUUCUUUGAAAGUGUAAUUUUCCAAAAAUUAUCACCAAAAGGAAAAUAGAUUGUGUACAUGCCUGAUACGUUAGAUUUGUUUGUCCUGGUGCUGAUGAGGCUUUGCCUCCCCUGUAGUAAGAUAGACUGCUCAGUUAUAGUCAGUCCUGUUAUCUGCUCUGUCUGUUUUUUUUUUUUCAGCUACUUCAAGUGGAAUUUAUAGUGUUAAAAUAAUGGAUUGAAGAAUGUUUUACAGAAAUUUAAAGCAAAUUUUAAAUAAAAUAUUAAAAUACA